AUGGGCAACAAUUAACCUAAACCCCAAGAACCUAAACCUACAAUUGAUGAUGCUAUUUUGGAUAUGAAGAUGGCUUCUAAACGAUUUGCCAAUGAGUCUAAGAGAUGCGAGAAGGAAAAGGAAAAAUUAAUGAACCAGGCAAAAGUAGCUUUGUAGAAAAACAACGAGGAAGGUAUGAAUUCAAUCAAAUACUUCUAGGCGCUAGACUGUUCUUGACUUCAGCCAUGAAUAAACAAAAGGAAGCUGAGAAUUUGCAGAAGAUGGCUCACAAAAUGGAUUAUAUGUAAGGUUUCAUUAAAACAAAUACAAACAGCACAAAAUUAGUGGAUGCUCUUGCAAAGAUCAGUCCAAUCAUGAACUAAUAAGUAUGAACAGUAAUAAUAGUAGAUUUAAAAUAUGCCAUUGGAGAUGGUUUAUCAGAAUAUGAAUUCAUUUGAAAAGGCUAUGGAUGAAAUGUAAGUGUAAGGAAAUAUAAUGACAGGAAUGAUGAACCAAAAUAACAAUAUUGGAUAGGAUUUGGCUAUUGAUUAAAUGAUGGGACAAUUGAAACAAGAAAUACACAGUGAGGUAUGCUCUUACUUUAAAUCUAGGUGUCCAAUGAUUUAAAUGCAAAUCCUAAUGUUCUUUUUAAGGAGUUGAACCAAUAGAAUCCACAAUAAAAUGCACAAGCGAUUAGUAAUAACUAAAUUAAAUGA
This is a messenger RNA of Paramecium octaurelia, 695 nucleotides long. The record is from the annotation of a GenBank genome assembly. NCBI's taxonomy places the organism in Eukaryota, Ciliophora, Oligohymenophorea, Peniculida, Parameciidae.